Messenger RNA from Lobosporangium transversale, 963 nucleotides. RefSeq lists its product as hypothetical. The record is from RefSeq and is a predicted model, not a curated record. The transcript has a single exon. The coding region runs from base 1 to 963 and encodes 320 amino acids. NCBI's taxonomy places the organism in Eukaryota, Fungi, Mortierellomycota, Mortierellomycetes, Mortierellales, Mortierellaceae.
AUGUCAAGUCUUUGCAACAGGAUGUACGAUGAAGGGUUUGGUUUAUUGGGACCCCGGCAUCAACAUGGGAUCCGUGCAAGACGUCUCUCCGUACGGAAGGCCCAACUUCAUCGUCGUGAGGACAUCACAACGGCUGAAUUCCUUUAUGCAUAUGAUCAUGGCGAGAUCAAUGGAAAUAUGCAUCGCAAACAAUCCGAUGCGAUGAUGCGUACAUUGACAUCUACCUCAGCUUUAUCGUCAUCCUCAAUGUCAUCAUCGCCUCUAUCACAGCUGUCUGCUUCUGGUAUUCCUUCACACUCAACCCGAUCAACAUACUCAGCGAUGGAUCAUGCUACAUGUGCGCCUUCGUUUAACACCAGUCCAAGACAUCGACGAUAUGAAAACCCUGCUGCCGCUGGAGUAGAGGAUGAUACGGCCAACUGCGCUUUCCACGGCCACCAGUCUGCAGGCGGAUUGGUAUCCUGGUGUUCUUCGUCCUCAUCUUCAUAUGCGCAUGCACACAAUCUCGGAAUUGGAGCAAAAUCAUCACAGUAUUCAAGUCUAGGGUUUGUGCCGCUCCCACCUGUUACAUUCCGGAUGAACAUGCCGGGUUCACCGCUCUCUCCAUAUCCUGCUCACUGUACCUAUUAUAACUUGAACUAUCAUGAAGCCGAACUCGAGUACUCUUUCCCCCCAAGACCAACAGUGACCAAGAUGCGAGGAACCACUCGCACAAUGGGUACUGGAGGUCGCAUUGGAGGCGGGGGAGGGAGCAGCCAAUACAUUGAUAGCCCCGUUCCUUCCAGCGUUCAUCCCGGUCAAGAUAGCAAUGCUGAUGAAAGAGACUGCAAUGAUGAUACAGAGGGUGGUGAGAACGAAGGCAGCAAGCCCGUACCUUCCGCAUAUACCUUCCGUCGUCGAAACGCGAUCGUUGAAGGAUCUGAAGAUGCUCCUAGAGCCAAUGGCUUUCCAAAGUCUGUCUAA